Molecule: messenger RNA, 1158 nt
Organism: Mercurialis annua (annual mercury)
Lineage: Eukaryota; Viridiplantae; Streptophyta; Magnoliopsida; Malpighiales; Euphorbiaceae
Product: probable adenylate kinase 7, mitochondrial
Exons: 4
Coding region: 47-883 (278 amino acids)
Biological process (GO): nucleobase-containing compound metabolic process
Cellular component (GO): mitochondrion; cytoplasm
Molecular function (GO): AMP kinase activity; ATP binding
Source: RefSeq, a predicted model, not a curated record
AACCUCUCAAGACUCAAUAGAAACCCUCUCUUGAUUCGCCGUCAGCAUGGCAGGGCUGAACCGACUCGGAUUAGCCUCCGCCGCUGCCGCACAACCACUUUUUAACAGACUCCGGCGACUCUUAACAAGCCGUACCUACGGAUCGGCGGCGGCUGCUAUCCAAUACGAUUACGAAGAUUACUAUUCAGAAGCAGAAGAAAACUUAGAGAACCAACGCCACCGACAUUCACGGUUGCCGGAGACGAUAUUUGACUCGGCGGAGGCGGCUAACUGGGGAAGAGGAGUGCAGUGGGUGUUGAUAGGAGACCCAGGUGCUAAAAAGCAUGUUUAUGCUGAGAAAUUGUCGAAGCUUCUAGAAAUUCCUCAUAUUUCUAUGGGUACACUCUUGAGACAAGAGUUAAACCCUAGAUCUUCUCUUUAUAAACAGAUUGCCAAUGCUGUAAAUGAAGGAAAAUUAGUACCUGAAGAAGUGAUCUUUGGGUUGUUGUCGAAGAGGCUCGAGGAAGGUUAUUGUAGAGGUGAAAAUGGCUUCAUUCUAGAUGGUAUUCCUCGAACAAGGAUUCAAGCUGAAGUUCUUGAUCAAAUUGCUGACAUUGAUCUAGUUGUGAACUUCAAAUGUACUGAAGAGAAUUUGGUGAAGAAGGAAUUUCUUACAUUUAAAAAUGCUACUUCCUCUGUUACUGCUGCUGGAACUGCAUGGAAGGAAAAAUUCCGUAUAUAUGCAGAAGAGGGUAAGGCAGUGGAAGAUUAUUACCGGAGACAAAAGAAACUUGUCGACUUUCAAAUGGAAGCUGCACCUGGAGAAACCUGGCGAGGGUUGUUAGCUGCAUUGCACCUCAAGCAUCUAGGUGCUGUUAAUUCUUCACAGAAAUUGGCUGCUUAGCUUGCUCUACCAUUUGAUUUUUGGUGACAGUCUUGAUACAAUUAUCAACAUUGAGGUGCGGUAGUAAAUAUGUAUAAUAUGAGAGAAACAUGAGUUUUGGCUUGAUCUAGUCAAUUUUGAUAAUUUCGGACAUCAUGAGUUUAGGAUAUUUCAGUAGUACAAUUUUGAGGCUCUAAAUCUGUAAGGUAAUAUUUGAAGAGGGAGAAAAAAAAAAACUAAGAACUUAGCAUGACAUGUAAGACUUAUCUAAUUCAAGCAUGAUAUGUUUCUAUCAA